UUUUAGUGUUGUUCAUCCAGCCCUAUCACAGAAGAGUACCAAAUCAUAACUGUCUAUCUUUAUCCUCUUCUCCCCUUUAAACUGUUUGAUUAUCAUUAAGCCUGUUCUAGAGUUCUCUUUAUUCAUUAUAGUGAAAUUGUGAAUUUGAAUAUUUUUAUGCCUUUUCAUGCCUAGACCUGAAAGAUAAAAUAAAUUCUAUAUUAAUAUGUAAUUUCUUCCUAUUCUAUCAUUUUUAUCUUGUUUAUUGUGGUAUUUGUUAUUUCCAUGUUUCCAUCACUAUUGAUCUAUGUUUUCUAAUACUUCACACCAUCAUCAUCACUAUCAGUUCCGUAGUAUGUUAUAUAAACUAAAACCAGAUGAUUAUGACGACUUAUGAUGAACACCCACAAAUCGUAGAGGACAAAAUCUGACUUUCAAUUUAUAAAUAAAAUAUUUAGAGAUAAUAUUCAGAAACCACAAAGUAUUAAAAAGGAUCAAAAUUAGCAUCAAUCCGGAAAAGGUGUUGCAUUGCAAUUUGCCAAUACAACUUGCAGCUUUAGGUGUGAUCAUCAUUUUAACAAAUUUAGCUGUGUGAUAACAACUUUAAGUUCAAAAAGGACCCGGAGAUCAUCAUUUUUUAUUUGUCAUUGAUUCGUUUCAUCUUUAAACUGUUUGGUUUUGCUGUUUCCAUUGAUAUUGACUAAGUGCGUCGAUUCGCCUGUAUUCACCAUUUUCAAACUUAAAAUCAAAUGACAAUGAAUAUUAAAAAAGGCAAAGGCGGAGAAGAAGUUUAUGUGAUAGCGAAAUACGAUUACACUGCUCAAGGCUCUCAGGAAUUGGACUUGAAGAAAAAUGAAAAGCUUACACUUUUAGAUGAUACUAAAAAUUGGUGGAAAGUGCUUAACUCUAAAAAUCAAGCCGGAUUUGUUCCAUCAAAUUAUGUUAAAAAAGAAAAACCAUCAAUAUUUGAUAGUAUACGAAAGAAAGUACGAAAACGUAGUGAGUCAAAAAGCAGUAUUUCAUCUCCAGUCUCAUCCCCAGUAGCAAGCAGAACGGUUGAUAUCAAUAUAAAUGGCUCACCGACCAGUGGAUGUAAUUUAAAUCGAUCUCCGGACUUAGAAGCCGCAAUUUGUGCCAAUCCAGUUACCUCAUCAUCUUCAUCAAAUCCAUCUCAAUCGAUAGCAUUGGUUAAAUACAAUUAUGAAGCUCAACAAUCAGAUGAAUUGUCUCUAGUCAAAGGAAGUCGUAUUCAUGUGCUGGAAAAAUCGAGUGAUGGUUGGUGGAAAGGAGAAAUAGAUAAUGUCGUUGGUUGGUUUCCAUCAAAUUAUGUUCUCGAAGAGCCUGCAGCUGCUGUACCAAUUGUCAAAGAAAACAAACCAGAAGUCAUCCUUAAUGGCAGACACGGUAAUGGUAGUGGAAUAAACAGUAAUAAUGUCGGUGUCAACAGUGAUGUUGGUGCUCCUGGUUGUUCAAUGGUAAACAAGGUACCCGUAGAUAAUGGUCUCAAUAGAAAUCAACCAACAGUUGAAUUCGAAGUGGUCAUUGCACUUUACUCUUUCACCUCUCAAAAUGAAGAAGAAUUGAGUUUUCAACGUGGUGAAAGAUUAGAAAUAAUUGACAAACCUUCUAAUGAUCCAGAUUGGUGGAUGGCAAGAAACGCUUCAGGUGAUACUGGUUUGGUUCCUAAGAAUUAUGUUCAAUUAAUCAGUGACAAACAAGAAACUACCGUAAAUGUGUCUAAUAGCAAUCAAAUGGUCUCUGGAGUCGCUAAAGACUUGGCAAAACUGUUGCUCUCAGAGACUGCGAAAUCAUCAGGACCUGUGAGUGGCCCAUACAAAAACGGAGGAGCUCAUAAUGACCUGCAAGCAAAACCAUGGUACUUUGGAUCAAUUUCAAGAAGUAUUUGUGACCAAAUGCUUAAUGAAAGUGCUACUGAUGGUGAUUUUCUUAUUCGAGAUAGUGAGACAAAUUUUGGCGAUUUUUCAGUGUCUCUUAAAGCUCCCGGCAGAAACAAACAUUUCCGUGUACAUUUUGACAGUGGUGUAUAUUGCAUUGGUCAGAGAAGGUUUAACUCGCUCGAUGAAUUGAUUGAACAUUAUAAAAAGGCGCCCAUCUAUACAACGCCAAAAGGACAAAAGAUGUAUUUAAUCAAACCCUUUUCACCAGCCAAUUAAAAUCAAGUCAACGUUAUCAAUAAGAGAAAUGGAUGGAUUGAAACUUGUCUCCAUGUUUUAGCAAUCAAUCAAGAUUUAUCAUCUUCAUAUUCAUUGAUGUGCAUAAUUUACUUCACCUAACUUUGCACUUCAUACUUCUAAUAUGAUCUAAUCCUUCGCUCCUCUAACUUCCUUUCAACCUUUCCUUCUUAUAGCCAAAAAAAGUUUCUACUUCAAGUUAGCCCUACUUCAAUCUCCUCCUUUCAUUUUGAUAUGGAAACGUAUGAGCAGAAAAAGAAUAUGAGAAGAAUUAUUUAAUGUUAAAACAAACAAACCAGAUCUAUACUAGUUUCCAAUCAAUAUCAAUACAUCUCAAUGUUCAUCUUAUCAUGACCCAACACUCAAUUUAAAUUUGCCAUUCUCUUAUAAUCCUUGACCUUAAACCUUGACUUUCAUUCUGCUCCUAAAUAAUUGUGUUUCCAUACUCAAUUAUGUUUUCUAUGACCGAAUUGAUUGCCGAAAUCAGGAAAAAAUCUAACUACUUUGAGGUAUAGACAAAAAAUUGGAGCAAUCGAAGAUUUUUCAAUCAAGUCAAAUCCUGACCUUUUCAUUUAAUUUAUUUGAUUAGAUAUUCUAACUAAUUUAAUGAGAUAGCAUAACAAAAAACGAGUCAAUAACAAAAAUAAAACCUUUUAUAUUGAUUUUAAUAAACUUUCACCCAACCCUUUUCCCACCAAUCCAACAAUCAAAAUACAGAAAUACCUCUUGAGACGAAAAAAUUUAGAAACUCAAUCAUAUUACAAUGAUUAAAACAAAAACAAACAAACAAAACAUUGUAACUUAUCAAUACUCAUAAUUUCAAUGAAAGGUUUCUGUUGAGAAAGAUAAAAUGAUGCAAGAUUCACCAUAGUUAUUAUUGAUUCAACAAAAUUUUCGCCAUAUUUCUUCACUCUUCCAUUUCGUACUGUAAAAUUCAUUGUAUUAAUACAAUAACUGUUGUAAUCACAAUCAUCAUCGUCAUCUUAAUAACUGCUUCUUGUUAACAAACUGUAGGAAAAAACCGUCAACUUGCCACCAACCCAAGUGUAUGGAUGACCACAAAACAAAAGAAUCAAGAACUCAUUAGUCUAAUCAGGGCUGCCCCAGCAUAAUUAAUUAACUAAUUGAAUGCUACCCAGUCUCUCCUUCAUUUUGCCAAUCUUAUGUUUUACAUGAUUUCUAACAUUAAUUUUGUUUUCCCUUUUCAACCUGUUUGAACUGCAAAUCACAAUUUUCAUUAUCAAAAAGUCAGAGAGAAAUACUUUACGAAAUUAAUGAUCCAAGCUCUAAUUGUUUUCUUCUUCUGCUUUCGUUUGAUAUUAUUUCUAUUAUUAUUAUUAUUAUUAUUAUUAUUAUGAUUUAUUAUGUUUAUUAUUAUUGCUAUAUGAAUAAUACCAUGAGCUGAUCAACCUA
This is a messenger RNA of Tetranychus urticae (two-spotted spider mite), 3584 nucleotides long. It is a transcript of the gene dock, whose product is annotated as SH2/SH3 adaptor protein dock. NCBI's taxonomy places the organism in Eukaryota, Metazoa, Arthropoda, Arachnida, Trombidiformes, Tetranychidae. Gene Ontology annotation, molecular function: signaling adaptor activity; receptor tyrosine kinase binding. The record is from RefSeq and is a predicted model, not a curated record. Gene Ontology annotation, cellular component: cytoplasm. Gene Ontology annotation, biological process: cell migration; ephrin receptor signaling pathway.